GCGCUCCUCGUGUCCAUAUUGCGCUAGCGAUCUCGGGCUCUGCGAUCUACCUGUCAUCCCCGUGUUUCUCCCUCGAUCGCGGAUCCAGCUGGUGGAUCCGCGAUCGAGGAGGAGCCGAUCGCCCGCGUCCGCUCGCCGUAUCGUCAUAUGGCGUUGUUUCGCGCGACGAUCGAACAAUGCGUCCCCUCGCUAGGUCACACGCGCGCUUCGUCAUCUUCACUCCAUUCUGCUCUUUUUCCCGAAUUCUCUUGAUUUAUCCGGAUCAAUUCUCUACCCGAGCAUCCUCGCAUUUUAUAACCAUUCGCCGCGAGAUUACCGCAAUCUCUCUCUUCCGAUAGGAGAUAACAUUUUGCACAUUGCCUCUGAAAUAUCAAAAGAGAGCAUGCCUAGGAAUUGCACAGCUAUAGAGGGUAUUCGUAGAGGAUCUGUAUUCAAUAUUAUAUCAUCAUCAUGACAUCAAGAUUGGAUAGAUUAUUUAUACUGCUGGAGACUGGAACAAAUGCAGUAACUAAACGAGCAGCUGCGCAACAAUUGGGAGAAGCGCAGAGAUUACAUCCUCAUGAUCUGCAUCAUUUAUUAGCAAGAGUUUCUACUUUAUUAAAAUCUCCGCAAUGGGAUACUCGGGUAUCGGCGGCUCAUGCUGUACAGGCUAUACUUGCUCAAGUUCCACCCUGGGAUCCAGAAUCCAUUAAAAAAGAAACCUCUUCAGAAAAAUUGGAAGGAAAACGGAAGACUUCCGCUAGAUUAAAUUUAAAGUCCUUCGACAUGGGCAGAGUUCUAGCAGGUAGUUCACAUCUUACUGGAUCGGAGGGCAGCGAAUAUGAUUUAACUAUAUCGGAGGGAGAACAAUUGUCACUUCCUAAUCAGCAGGAAAAAUUAGCUGCAAAGCUGGGUUUUCAUCCACGUCUGAUGGGUGUCGAUACUGCUGAUUUAUUUACUGUUGAAGAUCUUACUCCAUUAGUGCAGAUGACACAAGUCAAUACAAUACCUGUUGAUGAAACUUUGAAACAAUCAGCAGGAUUGAGCAGAAGAGAAAUGAACAGAGCAAAACGAAAAGCGCGUCAGUCAGUGUCAAAACAACGGUCACGUGAACCAGAUGAUCAUCGUGCUAAUGAUGACCAUUCGAAUUCAACAAAUGUUCAAUCGCCAGUGAAUAAUACUGAACCUCCAGUUAAGAAAUUAAUGUUAGAGGAAGUGAUCUCAUCAGAUGCUGGAUCGAAAUGCAGCGUACCCAACGAGCUCGUAAGUGGAGUGCCGGAUGGAACUGGAUGUUGGCCAGACUCUGUUAUAGAUUGGCCUUUGCAACCAUUUGCAGAAAGUCUGUGCCAAGAUCUAUUUAGUCAAAAAUGGGAAGUACGUCAUGGGGCAGCAACAGCAUUACGGGAACUUAUAAGACUCCAUGGAAAGGGAGCGGGCAAAUCGAGAGCUCAAACCAUUGAAGAAAUGCAAGAGAGCCAUUACGAGUGGAUAAUUGACGCCGCUUUACGAUUAUUAUGCGUGUUAGGACUCGAUCGAUUUGGAGAUUUUGUUUCUGAUCAAGUUGUCGCACCAGUGCGAGAAACGUGCGCACAAGCAUUGGGAUCACUCUUCUUAUUAAUGCCAGGCCAGCAAGCUAAAGAUACGAAUGGUAUUUUUCACCAAAUACUCAUCAUAGUGCUGAAACUUUUGAGCCACGACGAAUGGGAAGCCAGACACGGUGCGCUUCUUGCACUUAAAUAUUUACUGGCCGUGCGAGAUGAUUUGUUAGACGAGAUGUUGCCGAAGGUGUUUCCCGCUAUUAUACAAGGACUUUCUGAUCCCGUGGAUGAUGUGGGUGCGGCUGCCGCAAGCGCGCUCAUACCAGUGGCAUAUAUCCUGCCGCGAUUGUUGAAACCAGAGGCACUGGAAGCGAUCGUCACACGUCUUUGGCAAUUGUUAAAGGAACAAGAUGAUCUGGCCGCAGCUUGUAACAGUUUUAUGGGUCUCUUGGCAGCGAUACUCUCGCUACCGGCGGCACACGCUUGCUUGACACCUCAACCGUUAUCACAGGUAUUACCACGUUUAUGGCCAUUUCUCAGCCACUCAAGUUCGAGUGUGCGUAAAGCCACGCUGCAAACGCUGCAGACUCUCACUGCGGACGACGGCGACCGCAGCGAGGAUAAAAAAGCACGAUGGGGCGAAGGCGGCGGAAUUGUCUUGCAGGAAGCAUUGCGACAUGUGUUUCAGUGUGUGCUGAUUGAACACAUUACUGCGAUACAAGACGUGGCCGAGCGUGUCUGGGAAAAUCUAGUCGUAAAGAGUGAUCUCGAAUUAUUGCUACACGCGGCGUGCCCGCAUAUCAGCACAUGGCUCUGCCUAGCUAUGCAACCAGAACACGUGCCAUUCAAUCCAAAUCUAUUAAUGAUCGUCACUAGUAACAUCUCUAAGGGCGCAAAGAAUAAUCAAACGGUCACCAAUUGCGACGGACAAUCGGAUACCGGCAGUAAUGGUGGAAACGUAAACGCCACUGCGAAAACUUUAUCCGAAUUAAAAAUGUAUAUCGGCGGUAUUGAAACAGUAGCGCUCAAUGUACGAAAGGCGAAUGUGGUACAGGCUCGUUGUAGAGCAUCUCGUAUGUUAGGACUAUUAUCCCACUAUGUCGUACAGCCCGCGCCGGGUGUAAUUUAUCCACCAGAUGUGCCCAGCCCAGCGGUAUGUUAUGCCAAGGUAUUACUGGCGCAUCUCAAUUCACGAUCGGCUUUACAACGCACGGUCGUAGGACUCACAAUGUCUCAUUGGGCGACUGUAGCUCCUAUGGGACCACCUGUGGUACCAGACAUACUAAGCGAGAGGCUAUUGGCUUGUUUAAACGAGUGUAUGUACUACGACGAAAUUGCGCCUUCCUUUACUCGACUGUUGCACGAAAGUCGCGAUUAUAUCGCGACUUUAAAGUAUUAUAAUCUACCUGUGCCGGUUGAUGUAGAUUCGUCCGGCGUGAUGACUCUGGAUCAAAUCACAGCACUAGCUGGAAAAAUCUCUAUUCCUACCUUAUGCAGCACGAUACCUACUUGUACGAUACCUAAGGUGAAGCCUAAGUUAAUAGAGAGUUUAGAAGAGAGGAGACGAGCGUUAGAUGCCGGAGCUGCUACAACGGCGGCGCAACAACAGUCGUUACAUGUUAUGUCGAUGGCCGCGCUCGCUGGUGCCGCUACAAUGUUACAUUGCCUCCCACAGACUCCGCAACCGCUCAAUCCAUUGGUAAAACCGCUGAUGGAAGCUAUAAAACGAGAGGAGAAUGAAGAAUUGCAAAAAUUAGCUGCACAAUAUUUGUCUCAUCUAGUCGAUCUUUGUGUCGAUAGAAAACCCUCUCCGAAUGCAAAGAUUUCUACCAAUCUAUGUACAUUCCUAUGUUCUGACGUCGAAUUCACACCGCGAAUAUAUUGCGCCGGCGAUAAUGAUAUUUUUGAUGGAAUACUCACUUUGAAUAAUAGGCACAAACACGCCGAGAGAAUAGCGUAUAAUCGUGGUGCAGGUAGUGGACUCAGCGGUAGUCGAGGCCCAGGUAGGCCACCAACGACAGAGAUUCCUCUAGAGGAAUUAUUCGCUUGCGAAGAACCAGAAGCCAAAGCUGCUAGAACGAGACGCCGUGGAGCUACGCUAGCAUUAACUGCUAUAGCUACUCUCUUUGGUGCUCGAUUACCCGACCGCUUGCCUCAGUUAUGGGAUCUGAUUUUACCGGAUAUACUGAAAAAUACGAAUAUGCAAGAUAAUGUACAAGAAGAAGAAGGCAAUCAAUUGAUUUUUGGUUUACAAGUGUUGGAGAUCAUGGCACCGAGUUUGGAUAAAUCUCUCUUACCACCCGCAUUAGAGUGUCUGCCGCGUUUGUGUAAUUUAUUAGCGCAUCCCUUCAAAGCUGUUAGGCAUAUGGCUUCACGGUGUAUAGCUACAUUAGCUACUCUAGAUACGGAGAAGACAAUGGUACACAUAAUACGAAGUGUGAUACCACUUCUAGAGACAACUGGCGGUGAAAAGAAAUCCUCACGUAUAAUAACACCAAAUAAAGUCGAUUCCAUACGCCAGGGAGCUGCGGAAGCUCUAACCUGUAUUGUAGAGAGCUUAGGCGUACAAGUGAUACCGUACGCUGUACUAUUUAUGGUACCUUUACUCGGACGUAUGAGUGAUCAAAAUCAAGCUGUAAGAUUGGUUUGUAGCGCAACAUUUGCUACGCUUGUGCAACUGUUACCGCUGGAUCCCGGCGCAAUUGCAGAUCCGCCAGAUUUGGUGCAAGAGAAAGCUCAGGAGCGAAAAUUUUUGGAUCAGCUUCUGAAUCCCCGUAAUAUUCCUAACACGGAACUACCGAUUCCUGUGGCUGCAGAGCUACGCUCUUAUCAACAUCAGGGUUUGAAUUGGCUCAAUUUCCUGAAUCGUUACCAUCUUCACGGAGUCCUGUGUGACGAUAUGGGUCUCGGGAAAACCUUACAGACUCUUUGCAUACUGGCGCUGGACCAUCAUCGCAACCCGCAGGCGCCGACCAGUUUGGUGGUGUGUCCACCGACUCUUACAGGUCACUGGGUAUAUGAGGCUGAGAAAUUUUUCAAAGCGCAAGAUCUAUCAGUUAUUCAGUACGCUGGGACACCACAAGAACGUGAAAAGUUGCGUCCCCGAGUGUCGCAUCACAGACUCGUUGUCGCGAGUUACGAUAUUGUACGGAAAGACAUUGAAUUCUUUGAGACGCAUCAAUGGAAUUACUGCGUGCUUGAUGAGGGUCAUGUGAUAAAAAAUGGCAAGACGAAGAGUGCCAAAGCUGCGAAACGACUGCACGCCCAUCACAGGCUCAUAUUAUCCGGUACACCAGUGCAGAAUGAUGUGCUCGAGUUGUGGUCUCUAUUUGACUUUCUGAUGCCUGGCUUUCUCGGUAGCGAGAAACAAUUUGCCGCUAAAUAUUCCCGUCCCAUCUUGGCCUGUAGAGAACCAAAGGCAGGACCAAAGGAACAAGAGGCUGGUGCUUUAGCUAUGGAGGCUCUUCAUCGACAGGUACUACCCUUCUUGUUGAGACGAAACAAGGAAGACGUGCUACAAGAUUUACCCCCCAAAAUCACACAGGAUUAUUAUUGCGAUUUAUCGCCUUUGCAACGUAUACUUUAUGAGGAUUUCCGAACUCGUCAUUCGGCUCUUACUUCCUCUAGUUCCUCAUCUUCGAGCGAUCCCCAAAGCGGCCACGUAUUCGAGGCGCUACGAUACUUACGUAAUGUUUGUAAUCAUCCUAAGCUGGUGUUAAGUCAACGGCAUCCACUUUAUCAAGCGGUAUGCGAUAUGUUGAAACAGCAACAAAGCAAUUUAGCGGAAAUCGAACACGGUGCCAAGUUACCCGCAUUAAAGCAAUUAUUAUUAGAUUGCGGUAUCGGACAGCAACAACAACAAGCUCGCUUGAAUUCCUCAGUCACUGCGAAUCUUGCUGCGGAAAGCGCCCAAGAACAGCAGUUAGUUAGUCAGCAUCGCGCUCUGAUUUUCUGUCAAUUGAAGGCAAUGCUGGACAUUGUGGAGAAGGAUUUAUUACGUACUCAUUUGCCGACGGUGACUUAUCUCCGUCUCGACGGUAGUGUACCGGCAGCGCAAAGACACUCAGUCGUGGCACGUUUCAACGCCGAUCCAUCAAUAGAUGUUCUCUUGCUGACCACCCAGGUCGGCGGUCUUGGAUUAAAUUUAACGGGAGCGGACACCGUCAUUUUCGUGGAACAUGAUUGGAAUCCUAUGAAAGAUCUGCAAGCGAUGGAUCGCGCGCAUCGUAUAGGUCAAAAAAAGGUGGUCAAUGUGUAUCGCUUGAUCACCAGAUCGACAGUAGAGGAGAAAAUUAUGGGAUUACAGAAGUUCAAGCUUCUCACCGCGAAUACGAUAAUAUCAACAGAGAAUGCUUCUUUAGAAACUAUGGCUACCGAUCAGUUGUUAGAUUUAUUCUCGUUGGAUAACGGUAAAGAGAAGAAAACGGAUCAUCACGAGGACGCCGCUUUGUCGAAACUUCCCGGUCUGUCAGGGAUUAGCCGUUCCGUGUUAGAUAUCUUACCUGAACUCUGGGAGCAGCAACAGUACGAUGAUGAAUACGAUCUCGAUUCAUUUUUAUCCACUCUGAAGGCUGAUAGCCAGUAAGCUUGUACCUCGAUAAAUUAUUAAACUAGAUUAGAACUCGGUAAGUUCUCAUCGAAUACUUCCAUUUGGAAAUUGCCACACAAUAUUGACACAUAAACAUAUACAUAUUAUAGAGAUCCGACAACAAACUCUCGUUUAUGCACAAUUCGGAAGUUAUAGCGUAUCCCAGUGGUCAAAAGCGAUCACUUAAGUAAUUUAUAUAUUUAAAAAAUAACUUACGCGUUUGACGAAUUAAUCUAUUAAACUUUUAAUCUAAUUGUAUUGCAUUCUUGUUAAAUGUUAAAAAUUAAGAAAAAUUACAUACGUCGUACCUAAACUCAAAUAGCUGGUAUGAUAGUAAGUAGAGAUAGAUUAAGAUAUCUUGUAAAACGUGUGUGUUUUAGUUAUAAUAAUUUAUAAAAAUGCCGAUACAAUUAUUACAAUUCCGCAUUUGUACCAAACAACGCCACGGUGCAUAAUUAUUUAUAAUGUAUACUAGUCUCUCUUCUCGCUCUCUCUCCCUCUCUUUCUUUCUUUCUCUCUCUUUCUCUAUAACUAUUAUGGCGAGUUAGUAAACUACAAUACCAGCCUCAAAAUAUUCGCUAUCUACGUGCAUUUGCAUAUUUUCAUUGAUUGGAAAUAUUGAAUUUUUUAUCCAAAUUUCUCUCUAAUAUUUGUAGCGGCCUUCCAUCAACAAGAUUCCCAUCAUUCAUUGAAAGAUAUCGCGCGCAAAAUAAUCCUAAUAACAAGUUGAUAAAAUACCGUAACUUUCUAUCAAAAAUAUACGAAAUAUCAACUUGC
Molecule: messenger RNA, 6882 nt
Organism: Camponotus floridanus (Florida carpenter ant)
Lineage: Eukaryota; Metazoa; Arthropoda; Insecta; Hymenoptera; Formicidae
Gene: Hel89B
Product: TATA-binding protein-associated factor 172
Exons: 15
Coding region: 451-6102 (1883 amino acids)
Molecular function (GO): ATP hydrolysis activity; TBP-class protein binding; DNA binding
Source: RefSeq, a predicted model, not a curated record